GCGGCGGCGGCGGCGCGGGGGGAGGAAAGGGGUGCUCGGAGCGUGCAGGAUGAUGGUGGCGGCGGCGGCGGCUGAGGCAGGCGGCGGGUAGAAAAUGGCGGAUUUCGAGGAGCUGCGGAAUAUGGUAUCAAGUUUUCGGGUCUCUGAACUUCAAGUGCUGUUAGGCUUCGCUGGACGUAAUAAAAGUGGACGCAAACAUGACCUCCUGAUGAGGGCAUUGCACUUGCUGAAGAGUGGCUGCAGCCCAGCAGUUCAGAUAAAAAUCCGAGAACUCUACAGGCGUCGAUAUCCCAGGACAAUAGAAGGUCUUUCAGACUUGUCUGCUAUAAAAUCAUCAGUCUUCAAUUUGGACAGUAGUUCAUCUCCAGUAGAAUCUGAUUUAACUGUUGCUGGACUGCAUCAAAUCCCUUCCACUUCAGUCACUCCUCAGUCACCUUCCUCACCUCUUAAUUCGGUGCUACUUCAGGACACAAAGCCUCGCUUUGAGAUGCAGCAGCCAUCACCUCCGGUUCCACCAGUGCAUCCUGAUGUUCAGCUGAAAAGCCUCCCAUUUUAUGAUGUGCUUGAUGUUCUUAUAAAACCUACAAGCUUAGUACAGAGCAGUAUUCAGAGAUUCCAAGAGAAAUUCUUUAUCUUUGCUUUAACACCUCAACAAGUGAGAGAAAUCUGCAUUUCCAGGGACUUUUUACCUGGUGGCAGAAGGGAUUAUACUGUGCAAGUUCAGCUGAGGCUGUGCCUCGCAGAAACAAGCUGCCCUCAAGAAGAUAACUAUCCUAGUAGUUUGUGCAUAAAAGUAAAUGGGAAACUCUUUCCAUUGCCGGGAUAUGCUCCACCACCCAAAAAUGGAAUUGAGCAAAAGAGACCUGGGCGCCCCUUGAAUAUUACAUCUUUAGUCAGGCUAUCUUCUGCAGUGCCAAACCAGAUUUCUAUUUCCUGGGCAUCUGAAAUUGGAAAGAAUUAUUCGAUGUCUGUAUAUCUUGUACGCCAGCUAACUUCAGCAAUGUUGCUACAGAGGCUAAAAAUGAAAGGCAUUCGGAACCCCGAUCAUUCACGAGCACUAAUUAAAGAAAAACUCACGGCUGACCCAGAUAGUGAAAUUGCUACUACCAGUCUGCGAGUAUCACUUAUGUGUCCUCUGGGGAAAAUGAGACUGACAAUUCCCUGCCGUGCUGGUACAUGUACCCACCUGCAGUGCUUUGAUGCUGCUCUCUAUCUACAAAUGAAUGAAAAGAAACCUACCUGGAUAUGUCCUGUGUGUGACAAGAAAGCAGCAUAUGAGAGUCUCAUCUUAGAUGGGCUCUUUAUGGAAAUUCUGAAUGAGUGUUCAGAUGUAGAUGAAAUCAAAUUCCAGGAGGAUGGUUCCUGGUGCCCUAUGAGGCCAAAGAAGGAAGCUUUGAAAGUUGUUAGCCCACAGUGCACCAAAAUAGAAAGUUCCAGCAUGGUCAGCAAGCCAUGCUCCAUGCCCAUUGGUGAGGUCAGUAAGAAGAAAGUUGAUGUCAUUGAUCUGACUGUCGAGAGCUCAUCUGAUGAAGAGGAAGAUGCUCCUCCCAAAAGGAAAUGCAUAUACAUGUCUGACACACAAGCAAGUCCCACCAAAGGGGUGCUCAUGUAUCAGCCAUCUUCUGUCCGAGUGCCAGGGGUGAGCACAGUGGACCCUACAACUAUUCCACCCUCAUUAACGGAUUACCCUGUACCAUACCACCAUCCAUCAAUAUCAAGUAUUUCAUCAGACUUACCUGGUUUGGAUUUUCUUUCUUUAAUCCAAGUUGAUCCACAGCAGUACUGUGCUCCUAUGUUUUUGGAUAGUCUCACCUCGACUUUGCCAACAAGCACCACCCCCGGCAACAUCAUCACGUCCACCAGCCACCAUGAGAGCAGCACUCGUGUCAGUUCCUCAGGCCGGAGCGAGACAGGCGUAAUCACCAGCAGUGGGAGCAACAUUCCUGACAUCAUCUCUCUGGACUAAAAGCUGGCAGAAUCUGCCAGUUCGGAACUAGACAGACUUGCCAGUCGCAUGCCUAAAUCCACAGACCAUCUGCUGCUUGGACCUAAUUUGGAAUAUUUAUUGAAGGAAGAAAAUGAGAUUCUGUUACCCUCUACAUGUGUAUUGACAGUGUAUGGCAGGAAGAAAACCAACUAGCAGUGUUGUGUCAAGCCCCCUGGAACCUGGCUCUCUUGUGCUCGCCAGACGUCUUUCUGUGUCUGCCCUGGCCUAGGAAGCAUGCCAAGCAAGUUCAAGUCCAUGAAUGCUUGGGAACACUGGUAGGCCCCUUCUUUGUGCAACCCUCUGCCAGUGCUAGGUGUGUGAUCCCUACCACCACGCACAGAAACAGCAAGUGGCAUGAGCAAGCAGAACUCCACUUGCCCAGUGGGUUUGUGGGCAGAAUGUGUGCAAGCUGGCCUCACAAGUAAUACCUGCUGCAGUGCAUCUGUAAUAUGCAACUGAGGACUUGGUUCCUGACAGAUACCUGUGCAAAGGCUCGGCAGGGAAGCACCAGCUUAGGCUUAGGGCAGAGAGGAUGCAGGCCAGAGUCCUGGGAAAGGAGCUGAGGGAAUCCAGUGGAUUCCUACUCGCAAACAAGAUUUCUCGCAUGUCCCUGCUGACUGGAAGGGGUUUGUUUUGGUCAUCUUGGGUUUUUAUUUCUCUUUCUAGCUGGGAAAAAUGUGAGCUGUUUUUGAAUGUCAGCCCUUCAGGCUCAUUAUGAAGAAACUGGAAUGGCUUUGCUACUUGGAUUUCAUACCCUAAUUUUAAUUUUUUGUUACAUCUAGCAAUAAUGUAAACAGUUUUUUAAAAGAAAAAUUAAAAAGGCGCUUAAUUACUCUGAAAGGACAAGAGCCUAUGCUUAUCCCAGAUGUGAAAACAAAAGAGAAGGAAUCAACAUUUAUUUUAAUUCCUGACCUUUCAUUGGGCCUUAAAAUAGAAAUUUAGUGGAGAGGCUGAAUCUUUGUGAAACAACAGUUGUAUGAACUUGCGCUUUUCCCAUCUUUGCCAAUCACCACCAUCCCUUUCCCAAAACAGGAUAUUGGUUCUCCCCACUCCCAAUAUUUGGAAGGUCAUGUUGCUUAGACUGUUUAGUUUCAAGUGAAAAAAAAAAGAAUGGGGGUGGUGAUGAAAAAAAUACUAUGCAAAGUCAGUUUCAUAUCUACACCAUUUUCAUUAAAUGCAUAGCAAUUGCUUUCAGGACAUGGGUUGGUUCAUCAGUUCCAGGUUUGGAAUGAGGAGGCAUCCAAGAAUGGCUUAACCUCCCCAAUCAUGGGAAGCAGAAAGGGAUGGCGUGUCAAUGCAACUUGCAUUAAAUGGCUUACUAUCCUCUACUUCCAUUCAAGGGUCUUGCCUACCUUUCACCCAGCACAGAGCUUAUUUUACUCUCUUCAGUUGCAAAGCUCUUCAUUUUUUCCAGUUCAGGAUUCCAAUUCCAAUUUGUAAAGAUUCUUAGUCCCUGAUCCUUAACUCCUUUUUUACUUUCUCUGUUCUCAGCCUACUUAAAAAAACAAACAAAUGCCAGGCCUGUAAAACAGAAGACAACAGCCAUUCAGCCUGGGUGGUUGAAAACAGCCAGUGCUUCCAGCACUACCAUACUUCUGUUUGGCCCCACCACAGCAAUGAGUGCCUUUGGGAGCCCACAUACGCCAUCUCCAGCCAUCUUCUGCAUAUCUAAGGCUGCAAGUAAGAGUACAAGGCUCAGUUGAAUCCUCCUGAAGAGCCUUUCCCACAAUCAGCAUCAAAGGGAGAGGUUUGGCAAUAGGGCAGUGUGGUGGCAGAAGUGCAAGAUUGUGCUGCCUCUUCAGUCAUUCCCUUUGGCUACCAAAAACAGGAUGCUCCCUCUGAACAACAGAAGGCAUGAACCACUUCAGUCCCCUUCCCUCUGAAACGGCCAACGCCUGGGACUGGCAGUUCCCUCCCAGCUCUCAGUGGGCUGAAUGACACAAAGAGCCAUGCUUCUGUGACGUUGCUCCCUGCAGGCCCAUUCAGUUGAACUGCCUGGCAUUUCCAUCAGAAAUCCACUGUGCUGCAGAUGGGUUUUCUCCUGCUGGAGAAAGCCUGCACACAGCAAAAGCUACUUUGCCUUCCCCAUGCUUUCUUGCAUUGUGGAGAAAAUGUAGGGCGGACAGAGCCAUCCUUUCCCCAAACCUCUUACUAAGGCCUGGACUUGGGGCUUAGGUCCUCUUGUCAGUGCUUUUUAAGUUGGUUGGAUGCCUGUGAAGUUGCAUCUGUCUCUCAGAAGAUUCCCUUGAGGAACAUCCCUCCUUAGACCUUUUGUGACAUGUUUUCCUUUAGAAUCUGCACAUGGUUCCAAGAUGCUUAAAAAGCCACCAUUUAAGCUAUUGAGGGCACUUGCACAGUUGUGGCUCUCAUUAAAGCUGGCCUUCCUAGAUCUGAGAACCAAGUGCCCUUUCUGUCAGUGAUCAUCCUGUUAUUUUCCCGCAACUUCUCUUACCCUUUGAGAAGGUGUGGCUUAUCUGUCCUUGCGUGGUAGGCCAGCAACCCCUCCCUCCCUCCACCUAAUCAGCCACUAAUAAUGAAGUUGUCAGUUGCAUUUCUAAUUCUUGGGUGUAUCCUCACGCCGAGAACAGACCACUGGGAGUUCCUUUGGGUUUGGUGUGCCUGAAGCAUGCCAGAUAUUGGUGGCUGAAUCACAAGAACACAGUAUGCAUUAGUUCAGGCUGCACUUUUAAUUUCCUGUGUCCUUUUGGAAGUGUAGACUGCUUGUUUCACUUUUUACAAUCCUUUUCUUUCACCCUUGAUACAUAGAAGACCCCAGAAAUCUGUCCUAAACUAGGCCAUGGAACAGAACUUGGUGGCGGCGCUAGAGGAAAAUAAGCCUAAUGUAAGAUCUCUUGUCACGUGAUUGCUGCCUUUCCUGGAGCAAUGAGGAAGUAACUCAUUAUUUGAUGCCUCUCUCACACCAGAAAUACACUUCUAGUACAAAACCAGUAUUUUGUUCUCCCUGUACAAAGGAAAGGAGCAAGGAAAAGCAAGUCUGCUACUCUUGUUGUACGAAAAGGCUGGUGUUUUAGGUUUGAGUGUAGUGCUAUGUUUCUGCUGAAUUAGCUUGUUAUGCCACAUUUUGUGUCAAACUAAUUACAACUCUCAUAAUUUGGGCAAGCUAUUGCUAGAAAGAUUGUUCUUCAGUCUCUUUAGGAUGGGCAGAAGAAUGAUACUUCACAGUGUAAAUGUGUUAAGUCUCUCACACUAGGGUCUGUAUCCAGUCUCUAGGGUUCAAAAAAUUAAGGAGCUAAUAAGAAAUUUACACUUGGAUCCAGCUAGUCCUGGUUGAACUGAGGCCAUUGUGAAAUGGUCUCCAGCAGAAAGGAAGGUUACCACAAAACAUUGUUUAUCAGUAGGAUGAUUCCAGAGCUGCUCAGGAAUAAGAACUCUGAAUAUGGAAUGCAACUUAAUCUGUUGCAUUGUUACCAAAAUUUAUGCUGGGAACCUUCCAUAGCCGGGCAAAACGUGAAUGGGCUCCUUGUUACUGGUUGUUCCAUAGCCAGCGCCUGCAAUGCACCAAAUGCAUUUAAAUGGUACAGCACUGAGAGCUCUGGAAGAGUUUAUAAAGCAGGGGUGCUACUAUUGCGGCAGAAAACUGCUGGUUUAAUUUCAUUGUGUAGACCAAGGGAAGGCAACCCAGCUCCCUCCAGAUAUUUUAGACUACAGUUUCUGUUAACUCUAGCCUGCAUGACUAAUAGUUUAUGGGAGUUGUAGUCCAAAACAGGUAAGGGACCAAGUUGCAUAUGCCUGACAUAGACCUACUCUGGGGGUCAUAUUAGAAGAAUCCUGUUGGCCAUUCCUGCAAGGGUCUGCAAGCCUUUUAAUAGGUAAGACACCUCAUCUUAGCUACAUGAGCAUGUAGGAGGAGCGAGAAACCCUGUAUUACACUCAUAAUUUGCUGGAAGGUAAGCCAUUUGAAAGGGCAUUCCUGCUGCAAAGCUUUUUCUUGCUCAACAUGUUUUCCAAUUUGUAGAUCUACAAACUAAAAUGUCACUGUAAUGUUGAUCUUUUGCUGUUAGAGGCAAGUCUUAAGAUUUAUACUGUAUCUGGACUAAGUUUACAGAAGAAGUGCCUAAAUGACUAGGCAUGGUUUCUCUUUUCCAGUAUGACCAAUUUAGCAGGUUCUCAGCUCAUAUGAUGAAUCUUGUGUUGCAUCAAGGCUUUGUGUUUAAUUCAUACAAAAUUAAGCAAUCUGGUAUCUUUGUUCUUUUUUAAAGCCAUACCAUUUGCUAAUUUAAUAUCCAUCCAGCAGUUGUUUCUCCAGAACCUACGACUGACUGUGUGCCAGAUAACUCUGUGUUGUAGCUCUGCAGUUCCUGGGAGGUGAGAUAGUUUCACUGUUUAAGGGGUUUCAUUUUUAAGAGCUGGAAUGUAGUUUAGUGAAACAGUCAAAUUCUAAGCCAUAUUCUUGUACUAGAUAACAGAAGUGAACACGUGCACAAUGAAGAUUUCUGCCUUGCAAGGAUACCUUGUAGACAUGUCUUCAGCCUAAAGAAGCAUGUCUAUUAUGUGCCAAGUGAGUAGCAGUAAGGAUUGGGGCAAAUGGACUUGAGAUUAGAGAUCAUCAAGUCUCCCUAAACUAUACUUGUAUGUAUGUAUGUAUGUGAGGGUUUGCGCAUUGGAAACCCAUUAUAUGAAGCUGUCUGCUUCCAGAGGAAAUAAAAUUCUACCAAAUAA
Messenger RNA from Varanus komodoensis (Komodo dragon), 6667 nucleotides. It is a transcript of the gene PIAS2, whose product is annotated as protein inhibitor of activated STAT 2. Gene Ontology annotation, biological process: protein sumoylation; regulation of transcription by RNA polymerase II. NCBI's taxonomy places the organism in Eukaryota, Metazoa, Chordata, Lepidosauria, Squamata, Varanidae. The record is from RefSeq and is a predicted model, not a curated record. Gene Ontology annotation, molecular function: zinc ion binding; transcription coregulator activity; SUMO ligase activity. Bases 95 to 1966 code for a protein of 623 amino acids. The transcript is spliced from 14 exons.